AUGGCUAGCACUACCUUUGUCAACGUAUCCGCAGUCAUUGAGCGCCAAUCGGUGAAGGUUGAUGGGCGUGGCGUCCUUAUACAAGAAGUGCAAUAUCAGGAAAUGCCUAUAGAUACCGAACAGGAAACCGAAAAGAUUCGUGCACUGGAGAGAGAGAAAGUGAACAUGGAAAACGAACGCUUUGCUAUAGAAGACGAAAUGUCAUCAUUGCGAAAGCGUAUUGAGGUUCUCGAUGGUGUUGCUGAACAGAUUGCAUCUAAGCCCUCCUCUACGUCCUGCACUUCAACUGAGCUGCCCAACAUGGCCAGAAGGCACACUGUCAUUGGCUCAACUGCUUUUCAACCUUCAAAUCAGGCAGUACCUUCCAUAGGUUUCCUAACUAAUGAUGAUGCACUCAGCAAUCUUGCGAAAUUUUUGUCUUACUAUGGAGAAACGGUGUCGAACAUGAAGACGAACUUAAGAAGUCGACAGCGUGAGUGGGACCAGUUUUCGGAGAAGAUUGAAGCUCUCGAAAGGCAAAUCGAUCAACUACGUUGUGGUUAUGAAUACGAUUCGGUUAGGAGGAAACAUGCCAUAAGAGGUAUUCUGUGCAAAUAUGAUGCAAUUGAGUAUAAAAUCAAUAUCCUGGAGCUGUUCGAGGGACAGGGCAGUGGUCGCAAGAUCCAUGAGCACCAUCUCUGCCAGGUUCUCCCGGUGGCCCAUCCUCACCAUUUCGUCCAGGCUCACCAUCAGGCCCGUUUUCUCCUUGUGGGCCAGGCGCACCGGCUCGCCCAGGAUUACCAGGCCUUCCUUCUGGUCCCG
This is a messenger RNA of Strongylus vulgaris, 801 nucleotides long. NCBI's taxonomy places the organism in Eukaryota, Metazoa, Nematoda, Chromadorea, Rhabditida, Strongylidae. The record is from the annotation of a GenBank genome assembly.